Messenger RNA from Miniopterus natalensis, 915 nucleotides. NCBI's taxonomy places the organism in Eukaryota, Metazoa, Chordata, Mammalia, Chiroptera, Miniopteridae. The record is from RefSeq and is a predicted model, not a curated record.
AUGCAAGGCUGGCUCAGUUUCCCCACGCUCUGUCACUUCCUUCUCCCGUGGGCCUUCACCACCCUCCACAAAGCCCUGGGAGACCCAGCAUCCUACCGGGGCCCCCACUACCUCCUGCCCCCCAUCCACGAGGUCAUUCACUCUCGUCGUGGCGCCACAACCACGCUGCCCUGCGUCCUGGGCACCCUGCCUCCCAGCUACAAGGUGCGCUGGAGCAAAGUGGAGCCAGGGGAGCUCCGGGAAACGUCGAUCCUGAUCACCAACGGACUGCACGCCCGGGGCUACGGGGCUCUGGGGGGCCGAGCCAGGAUGCGGAGGGCGCACCGGCUGGACGCCUCCCUGGUCAUCGCGGGCGUGCUCCUGGAGGACGAGGGCCGGUACCGCUGCGAGCUCAUCAACGGCAUCGAGGACGAGAGCGUGGCGCUGACCCUGCGCCUGGAGGGCCAAGUGUUCUUCGUGCCCGGGCGGCUGACGCUGUCUGAAGCCCACGCGGCGUGCCGGCGGCGCGGGGCCGUGGUGGCCAAGGUCGGGCACCUCUACGCCGCCUGGAAGUUCUCGGGGCUGGACCAGUGCGACGGCGGCUGGCUGGCGGAUGGCAGCGUGCGCUUCCCCAUCACCACGCCGCGGCCGCGCUGCGGGGGCCUCCCUGAUCCCGGAGUGCGCAGCUUCGGCUUCCCGCAGCCCCAGCAGGCCAGCUAUGGGACCUACUGCUACUCUGAGUAGGGGCCCGCCGCACACCCUCAACGCGCGCGACGAAGCCUGGGAGGCCUGGUGGGAGGUUCUUGCCGCCCCUUUCUCUCGAGCCUCUCCUCCCGCCAGGUGAGGGGCAGCCCCUCCUGACCCGCCUUCCUGGCCGUGGGCUGCGCACGCGGAUCCCGCUGGUCGGGUGUCGGGACGGAGGGAAGGUGGUGGCGU